AGCCGUUCGACCUACCAACCGUUCGCCUCAGAGCUUGGCCAUGGACAAUUUUAUCAAUAGUCUGGCUGGCAAGCACGUGGUGCUUUCUGGCUGUGGUGGGGGUUCAGACGUCUUGGGCAGCAGCGUGAUCUAUGCGCAGAUCAAAGAGACGGCCCGGAAGGUGGUUUUCUUCAACUUCAGCUUUUCGAAGACAGAGCUCUUGGACGCGACGUGCGUGCCGAUCUCGCCCAACUGCUGGCGUGUGGACCCCUGCAAUGUGGCGCUGGAAGAGGACGUCGAGGAGAAGGUUUAUUUCCCGGAGGCCCGCAUGGCGAAUGUCACUGGAAUGGCCAUUUAUGCCUUCUCGCAUGAGGCGACCAUCCAACAAGUCACUGAUGGGUACAAGGUGGCUCUUAAACAGGAGUUUGUCAGCUACAGCUGUUGGAAGAAGCGAGGAGCCGAUGUGCUUGUGCUUUGUGAUGGUGGCUGCGACGUGCUCCUCACCGGCCUAGAGAGUGGACUGGCGACGCCCAGUGAGGACAUGACUCAUCUCAAAGCGAUUUUGCCCUUGAACAUCCCACAGAAGUACAUCGCGGUGCUGGGGGCCAAUGUGGACUGUGCUCAUGGCGUCGUACCAGAGGAAUUGGAUCAUCGCUUGAGUGACCUGGAAGACUCGGGCACCAUGCUUUGUUCGGCACCGAUCGCGGUGGACGAUCUCGCUGGACGUUACUUCGAAGACUUGGUCCUACGCUGUGCACCCACCAGCUCCAUUGUUCAGAGCUUAGUCUUGGCGGCGAUGCAGGGCUAUCGCGGCCUCUACACGCCGGUGCAUCUGCGGCGGCGGAUCAUGUGCAGCACUGUGAGCUUGUCAGAUCAGACCAGGUCCUUGUACGUCUUUCACCUGGACAGAGUGGCUCGAGACAUACUUUAUCUGGAUCGUCUCCAUCCCAGCUUUGACCACGUGAAGGUGUCGUGUGCGAUCAGGGAGUUCAGAUCUGAAGUUCUGGGAUAGCCGGCGAUAGACCGGGAGAACCAUCCACAAAAGUCUUGACGUCUCAACGAUUCCGCCACCUUUGGACGUCUGAGGAAGAUUUUUCUCCGAAAUGGACACCGCGAGGAUUCCAUGAAGUCCGUUGAUCCAUAUUGAUCCCCAGAUUCAAGGAUUGGAGGUUU
Durusdinium trenchii is the source of this 1152-nucleotide messenger RNA. The record is from the annotation of a GenBank genome assembly. Lineage: Eukaryota; Dinophyceae; Suessiales; Symbiodiniaceae.